ACUCCCCCGGACACAUUGACAGAAGAACACCUUUCUGUUUAGGUUCUCACAUGUGUAGCCAGCAAGACCGGUGGCUAAAACUAUUUGAUCGCAUUUUCGGUUUACCUCUCAAACAAGAUGGGGAAGAAACGGUCGAGUGAAGAUGUGGAUGAGUCCAAAACGCACGCGAAGAAAGGAAAAGUAUCUGAGACAGCAGAGUUCAAUGGAACUGUUUUUAAAGCCAUGUUGAAGGAGCCGACCAAGGCAAUGAAGGGCUUGGAUACAUUCAUCACGACGGCGAAGAAGCUGCCAUGUCCUGACCUGUAUGACGUUGUUGAGGGAUACAUCAAGAUCUCCAUGGAGUGUUCUGAGAUCUUCAAACUGCUGGAGGGAGACAAGCAGAUGGAGAGUGAAAUGAUGUUGAUUUUCCAGAGUUUGGAGAUGAUUCUGCUGCGUACGGCCAGUGAUCUCUCUCAUUUCAGCAUGGUGGGAUUCACUAUAGUAAAGAAGGCCGUCUCCAGCUAUAUGAAACUCAUACAGACAUCCCUACACUCAGAAAACCACAGGUUUGUCCGUCACUGCCUGAGUUUCCUGUCAGCCAUGGUAUCCCAGGGAGCAGACACAGCCAGGGAAGUCUUCAGCCACUUCCACUUCACUAAAGGCCUGUCUGCUUUGGCCAAGAGGAAGGAUAAGAUGGGUAGACCUGAUGUCCGCAUGGCUUACACCCAGUUUGCCCUCUCCUUCCUGGUCUCUGGUGACAACGUUACUAUUGGACAACUGCUGGAGAUGAAAGAUUUCCUGCCAGACAUUCUAAGCAGCGGACUGAAGGAGGAUCGUAUCUCCACUGUCAACCUGAUUCUGUCUACUCUGCAGACUAAGGUGGGGCCUAAUCUCGUUGUCUCGGUGACCUUUCAGGGGAAGAUGGUUGUGAGGAAACUCUCCCAUCUCCUCCUUGCCUCUGUGCUCUCCUGGGAAACAUGGGCUGGUAACAUUGUGCUACUGCAGUUUGUGGUGGGGCUGAAGCAGGCUACAGAGGACGACCUGGUGUCUGAUCUGAUGGUCAAUAUACUGAGGGUCAGUCCUGACAUCUUGCCCAGGUUCUUCAAGGAGACACAGUUAUCCUUCAUCCCUCGCCUCAAAUCUGCCUGGACGGACAACAUCACUCUGCUCAAGAAGUUUACCCAUCUUUCCUCUCGUGUGCCUGUCCCGUUUGCACCCAUCUUUCCUAUCGUGUGCCUGAAGAGAGCUCAGGGGAACCGCUUACCCAUCUUUCCUCUCGUUUUACCCAUCUUUCCUCUACGAGUGCCUGUCCCAGUUUACCCAUCUUUCCUCCGUGUGGAGGUCCCAGUUUGCCACACAGCGGUGGUGCAGCACACAUCAUGUUUCCUUCUGAAGAGAGCUCAGGGGAACAUAGAGUUGUGUCUGGACCAGCAGUACAGUGAGGUUCUACCGGACAUGACGAGCAUCGUGUCCAAAUGGCAGUCACUGACCAAGAAGGAGACAGGAGGGAAGGAAAGGACGAAGGAAGGAGAUGUCAAAGAGGACGCGAAUAAAGUUGAACAACCCGCCCCGUCAGGCCCCGAGUCUCCAGAGGUCAUCGUCCUGAAAGCCCUCAUCCUUCAGGUCAUGCGUCUCUACCAGAAGGUAGUGCCUCAUCUGGUUAGCCAGAGCAAGUUUGACUUCAGCAAGCUGCUCAAAGGUAUCGUGUCAGAGAAAGGUAUGAGAGAGGAGGUCCAUCCAGUCCUUCAACACCAGAUAUUACAACUGGCCCUGGACCUGCCGGCCAGCAAGUUCUCCUGGUUCAGAGUUCAGGAUCACGUGGAGACGGGCUCUGGGGAGAAGUCUGUGUUCUUCCUGCUCCUCAAGAUGUUUGUGAGCAGCAACAACAGCCACCUGAAAAUGUCCACCAGGAAACUGGUGCUGAAGGUGCUGAAGGACAGUGGAGUGUUUGAGUACACCUGGUCUGAGCUGGAGCUGUGGCUGAAACACCUGGACAGACUACAGACAGAGCAGCAGGACACGGUCAUACACUUCCUGGAGAGGGUGCUCAUGUGUCUGGUGUGUAACCCCUACACCUACACAGACAAGGUUGCCAGUCUUGUCCAGGAGGCAGCCUACCUGCAGGCCAAUCUUAGCGGACAGGACGGAGACACCGCCAGCAUCCCCAUCUCACACAUAGACGACGUGCUGGACAUGGUUGAUGUGAUCAUGGAGGGCAGCGAGGGGGAGACGGAGGAGCUGGGCCCGGCGCUUAGUGAUGACCUCAUCCUCCAGACCUUCCCUUUCAGUGCCGUGGUACCUGCUGUCCUGGAGGCCAGGAACAAACUACCUGCUACCUACAGAACGGAGAAAGGUGUAAUAUACGACUACAUGGCCACAGUCCUGUGUGACGUGCUCCACUGUCAGAGAGACCCUCUGCCCCUCAGCCUGGCUCUUCUACAGUACGACAAAGAGCUGAACUCCUCUGAAGAUUCUGGGCCCCCCCAUCACUCCAUUGUUCACCUACAUCACUACUACACAACAUGGCUGCCCCAACAGGCCCGGGAACCUCUGUCCUGUGACCUUCACUGGUCUACUGAAGACGGCCUACACCCAGGGGCCUCUGCCCUGCUAGAGGACUCCUUCCGACGGAGACUGGAGAAGAGUCUGGUCACUAUGGAGAUGGCAGAGUAUCCCGUUGCAGCCAAGCAGAUCCUACUGUACAUCAGAACCACUGUGGACAACUGCAGCAUGUUGUCUAUAGACACAGGGCUGCUGGAGCUCAAUGUCCUAAUGGGAGUUCUCCAGGGGCUGGUGUUGAGGCUUCAGAGCCCACAGGAACCAACUGAGGAAACCGAGGCAGAGCCCAUGGUCGAAGGAGAGACUGAGCCCAUGGUCGCUGAUCAGAAGGCAGCGGAGACAGCAGAAACCAUUGCUGUGGAUCCCAAGGAGACGGAGCCUAUAGCUAUGGACCAGGACACAGCCACUGUAGUAGAUCCAGCCAAGGUAGCAGAACCCAAAGCUGUGGACCUCCCGAAUGGAUCAGAGCUCUUCCUGGAGGUCAACCCGUCUUCUGAAGCAGAGGACGACCACAGCCUGGUGGUGUUGUCAGUGCUGAGUUCCAUCCUGAAGCACCCGUGUAUCGAGCAGUGGUUCCUGUCUCUGGAGUUGUCCUCCGUCCCUCCUACGUCCCUCAACCCCGUCAGGCUGAAGCUGCUGUGUGCUCAACUGUCUGACUGCAUCCUGGGUCUAUUACAGUCCUCUGCCUCCGUCCUUCGACCCCUGAACUCCCUCCAUCUCCUCUCCCCCUACCUAGAGGCUGUAUCAAGGGCUCUGCUCAGAGAACUGGGGGAGACUGGGGAGAGGAGGGAGACCGACAAGGAGUCCCGGCCUGUGAGAGCCUUCAUGGCCUUGCAUGCCUACAUGGAACCCUCUCUCCUCCAGGAGCUGGUCUCUUCCCUUCUCCUCCUCCCCAAGGAGGCCCUCAUCACCCCGGGGGAGGGUGACGGGGAGGGAGAGGAGGACAGAGAGAAGAGCCCCAGAGCAGCAGAGCUCAGUGUCUACGGACGCACGGCUCUACAGGUCCUCACUGAGACCACCUCCUCCGACGCCUCUUCAUCCGGCUCCCCUAUCCUCCUCCUCUCCCAGGCCCACCUCCAAGGCCUGGCCACCCUGCUCCUCUCCUGCUCCAGCCCAUCUCUGGAGACCUUCCUCCUGCAGGCCCUGAGGACCCAGCCAGGCAACGCUAAACUCCUCCACACUGACAUCCUGCUCCACUGUCUCCAGGGGCCUCUUACUGCAGCCACCCAGGCCCUCGGGGUAGCUCUGCUGCAGAACUGCUCUGCUCACAGGCUCUGCUUCGAGGUGUGGUGCCUGCAGCCGCAGCACCUGGAGAAACUGUCAGACCAGACGGAGACAUUCCUACCGCUGGUCAACCGUUACCUGCAGACUGCAGCCAGAGAGGACCCCGCCAGGCCUAAAGACGUUCAGACAGCGGUGCUGAAGGCCCUGAAGAAGGCCCUGUUCCCCAGGCUGAGCCUCUCUGUGCUGGGGCAGGAGACAGGGGAGGCCCUGGGGGCUGUGGAGGUUGUGGAGGCUCUGUCUAGUCUGGUCAGACUGACAGCUAAGGUCAAGGACAUCAGAGAGCUCAUCGCCUCCCUGCCAGCUGCCUUGCAGAAACUAGACGGCUUUGAGAGAUGGCAGCUAGUGGACCCCAUCAGUGCUGUGCUGUCUGUCUGUCCCGAGCUGGAGUUGUGGAGGACCCGGGUGCUCUCUGCUGCCCUCCGGUGGCUGAGCUCUUCCUACGGCCACAACAGAGACCAGAACACGGCACCACUCACACAGGAGGACAGCAUACUGAAUAGACUGACUGUACUGCUGACUUUUCCAGAAGACAUCACAGCAGCAGAAUGGAACAGCUUUUUCAAGGCUGGACUGAAGUGUCGCUACAGAGACCCUAACUUCCUGAGCACCCUAAACAGGAUGUUGGAUCUGAUGUAUGGAGGUAGUGAAGGACCUAAAGACCUGGUUCCUCUACCUACCAUCCACAUGAUGGCCUCCAGCCACUCCCUGUUCCUACCCAUCAUGCUGGGAGACGAGGAGGACCUUAGUGGGAACACACAGGUUAAAGAGGCCCUGGUCUCUCUCCUGCUCAGCCUAGUGAAGAGAAGUCCUGCUGUCUGUAGCAGCAGCCACUUCGUAGUCCUACUGGGAGGGUACGGCGCUACUCUCAGUACUACAGAUCAGAAUCUGUUACUGCUGCUGCAGGAGUACGAACGAAACGGCAUCAGUCUGGUAGACUUUCAGUGCAUGCUUUGGGGCCCAGCGGCGGUGGAGCACCAUAAGGCCCGGAGAAGCCUGGGCGUUUCCUUGUGGCAGCAACCCAGCUCUGAGGACCUGCUGGCUCUGCUCAGCCCUGACACCAUGAUCAACACCAUCACUCACUUCCCCCUGCAACGCAGGAUCAUCCUACAGGAGGGUAAAGAGCUGAUUUUCAAAGAUGAGGAAGUGAAGGAUCUUGGGAGUGUGUACGACCCUUGUUUCCUCCUGCCUCUCUUCAGCGCCAUGCUUCAGCCAGAGUCUGUGAUCGACUGUCUGAAGUUUGUGUCGAGUCACGGCCUUGGUGUGACGAUGGUGUCCCUGAGUAGUUACGACCCCAAGCUGAGGGCAGCGGCCUAUCAGGUCCUGGCUUCAUACCACCAUCAUCUGGAGGCUGCUCGCUUCAGAGAGAAGAGACAGCUGCUGUACCUGCUGGACAUGGUAAAGAAUGGGAUCCGACAGCAGAACCUCAGAAUGCCCUUCGUUCUGACCACGUACAUCGCUAAGGUGGCCCGGCAGAUGCUGAAACCAGAGGAGCACAUGUACGUGGUGGUGAACCGGUUCCUGCUCUCCCAUCAGUGUCUGGACUUCAGAAGGGUUCCAGAGUUCUUCAAGCUGUUCUACAGCUGUGACAUGGAGCACAAAAUGGAGAGGGAGUGGAUUCUGUCUGUCCUCGAGGAGGGCCUGAAAGACAGACAGUGUUAUGAUCUGCUGGACCAGCAGGGGAUCUUUCAGACGCUGCUAGGAUUCUGUUGCAGCCCACUCUGUGACCAACACACUCAGACUCUGAUAGUGAGAGUCCUGCACCAGGCUGGUCGUGUGACCAAAGCAGCCUACAACCUGACCAGCCACGGGCUCCUCACCUGGAUUCUGCAGCUGCUGGAGAGGAGACAUGUAGACCAGGGUCUGCUGAGUGCUGUGGUGGAGCUGCUCCAUGUGCUGUGGUUCACCAACCUGGGACAGAAGGAGACCCGUGGUGAGGGAGCCUCCUCUUCCUCAUCCUCUUCCUCCGCGGCCAAUGAGGACAAACCCCAGGGACACAGCACUCCAAAGGUUCUCCCUCUACCCCUCAUCAGCCAGUUCCUGUGUGUGGCCACCACCAUCAUCAGACAUCUGAGGCUGGUGAAGGCAGGUCAGCUGAGCCUGUAUCUCCAGACUCUGAGCUCCAUCCUGCAACAUUGUGGAACAGCUCUGGGGAUCCACGGGGAGGCUGGCUGGCUGACCUUACGACCCCAGGCUCUUUCCUCCCAAGACGCCCUCGCCCUCCUCCACCGCUGGAGCACGCUGACCCACAAUGCACCGCUCCUCAGCCAGCUGCAGACUGUGGCGGAGAAACACAGUCAAGUCAAGGAGCUGCUGGGGUCGGGCAGGGAGAAAGGCCGAGGGAGAAGCUCCUCUGUCCAGGCCCAGGCCCGUUCUCACUCCCGACCAAAGGAACAGGAGGAGGAACGAGAGGUAGAGAGACGAGAGGAGGAGAAGACUCUGUUGGAGAAGUGUAUUCCUCACCUCAGGAAUAUCUUUACCCACUGGGAGCCUGUCUCUCUUGCCUGUCCCCCUCUUCCCCGCCAGCCCACCUCCCUCCUCUGACGCCCAUACUCUCACCUCCACCCCCUGGCUAACACCACAGCCCAUCUUCUCACCAGGUGGUUCCUGAACUCUUUGGUAGAGGGAGCCUCCACCUACGAGGACAAAGGGACAGUCCACUUCCUUCGCUGGUUCCAGAAGACUGUCCUGUCUCAUAGAUUCAUAGUGGACCUGGUGCUGGCUGACCCUGCUGUGAGAGUGGACCUGCUCCGUCUAUAUCACCAGGCCUGUGAGCCCCAGCCCCAGGCCCAGCCCCAGGCCCAGCCCCAGACCCAGAUCUCUUCCAGGGUAGAACACGUCCAGCUGUUCACCAACAUUAUGAUCCAGCUCCUGGAGUCCAGAGGCUGCACUGAGAGUGACCUGCACAGGGCCGUGCUCACAGCAUGCUCCCUAGGAACAACAUGUGAUGACCAGACCACAAAGGAAGGUCUGAUGUUACUGUCUCUGUACAUCCAUGAGAUGUGGAGCGGAGCGAAGAGCCCAGAGCUGUUCCUGAACCAUGUCAGGUUGGCGAAUGAGAUCCAGGGCUCUAUAGGAACCAAGGACCAGAAGAAGAAGUCCAAACGACGUUCCCAGACACACACAGAACACCUCAGGACCAUCUGUAGUGACCUCCUCUCAGGACUGCAGUCUACUGUUGCACCAUAGGGGUUAAAUAGCUGUGGCAUUACAUUACACCCUAUUGAGUAUGCUAUUUCUUAACCAGGACCCGUGGUCUCUGGUCAAAAAGUAGUGAACUACACUGAGUAUACAAAACAUUAAGAACACCUGCUCUUUCCAUGACACGAUCCCUUAUUGAUGUCAUCUGUUAAAUCCACUUCAAUCAGUGUAGAUGAAGAGGAGGAGACAGGUUAAAUCAGUGUAGACGAAGAGGAGGAGACAGGUUAAAGAAGCAUUGUGUAUGUGUGCAAUUGAGGGUGAAUGGGCAAGACAAAAGAUUUAAGUGCCUUUGAACAGGGUAUGGUAGUAGGUGCCAGGCGAACCGGUUUGUGUCAAGAACUGCAACGCUGCUGGGUUUUUCAUGCUCAACAGUUUCCCGUGUUGUAUCAAGAAUGGUCCACUACCCAAAAAGACAUCCAGCCAACUGGACAACUGUGGGGAGCAUUGGAGUCAACAUGGGCCAGCAUCCCUGUGGAACACUUUAAACACCUUGUAGAGUCAACAUGGGGCCAGCAUCCCUGUGGAACGCUUUAAACACCUUGUAGAGUCAACAUGGGGCCAGCAUCCCUGUGGAACGCUUUAGACACCUUGUAGAGUCAACAUGGGCCAGCAUCCCUGUGGAACGCUUUAGACACCUUGUAGAGUCAACAUGGGCCAGCAUCCCUGUGGAAUGCUUUAGACACCUUGUAGAGUCAACAUGGGGCCAGCAUCCAUGUGGAACGCUUUAGACACCUUGUAGAGUCAACAUGGGCCAGCAUCCCUGUGGAACGCUUUAGAAACCUUGUAGAGUCCAUGUCCCUGAUGAAUUGAGGCUGUUCUGGGGGCAAGGGGGGGGUAGAAACUCUGUUAGGAAGGUGUUCCUAAUGUUUGCUAUACUCUGUGUGUGUGUGUGUACUGGGAAUAGAGAACAGUUCCAUACAGUAGAUUCAGAGUUGAGACAAGUGUGCACAACUCACGUGCAAAUCAUCAAUUUACGUCUAGUGAGAGGACAUUUUCUGAGAAUCUCAAGUCAGGAUACAGUAUGCAUACUUGUUUAAUCAUAAAAUGGAAGCCUCCGUUAUUUUGCAUCUAAAUUUUCUAAAAGAAGUUGUGUGUUUUGUAUGUAAAUCAUUAAUUUCAUUUUAUUUUUUCUGUUCAAAACAUUCACUUCACUCUUUUAUAAAAUGUUGUAAAACUA
Molecule: messenger RNA, 8197 nt
Organism: Oncorhynchus keta (chum salmon)
Lineage: Eukaryota; Metazoa; Chordata; Actinopteri; Salmoniformes; Salmonidae
Product: nucleolar pre-ribosomal-associated protein 1-like
Biological process (GO): maturation of 5.8S rRNA from tricistronic rRNA transcript (SSU-rRNA, 5.8S rRNA, LSU-rRNA); maturation of LSU-rRNA from tricistronic rRNA transcript (SSU-rRNA, 5.8S rRNA, LSU-rRNA)
Cellular component (GO): nucleolus
Source: RefSeq, a predicted model, not a curated record